Messenger RNA from Fusarium mangiferae, 2727 nucleotides. RefSeq lists its product as uncharacterized. Gene Ontology annotation, biological process: protein phosphorylation. Gene Ontology annotation, molecular function: protein kinase activity; ATP binding. The coding region runs from base 1 to 2727 and encodes 908 amino acids. The transcript is spliced from 6 exons. The record is from RefSeq and is a predicted model, not a curated record. Lineage: Eukaryota; Fungi; Ascomycota; Sordariomycetes; Hypocreales; Nectriaceae.
AUGAAUCCCCAACACAUUCGAAUCGCAUCAGUCGACCUGGGCUUUGAGCAAGACGAUCAAGAGGUCGGAGAGUGCUUGAUAGGCAAGCGAAACAUUAUUGCUGUUCAAUCAGCUCUGAUUCGCGGCGAGGAGGAGGUCUUCCUUUUUAACUGGAAAUCCUUUCCACAGCACCUGUGGCAAUAUGUCUCCCCCUGGGAUCAACGUCCCAUAGGCAAAGAGACUGUCCACCAUUUCACAGAUUUUCCAAAGCGCGACGCGCCCUACGAUCCACUUGGCCCCCUUUCACAAGAUGCCCGAAAGAUGAUAGAAAAUAAACGUUGGAAUGGCAUGAAUUUCAAGUUAAUCAAGGUACUUGCCCAGGGUGGUCAUGGAUACGUCACACUAUGGGAUGUCGUUUUUGAGGACAAGUCUGUCAGGAGGGUCGUGAUCAAGAGACCUAUAGACUCUUCGACUAAUGCUUUCGAUCCUUACAAAGAAGCCGAGUUUCACUUGCGGUAUGACGGUGCUCAACACACGACACAGGUUAUCGACUUACAUCGCGAGGUGGUGGAUAUACGCAACCGUAUGAUAGAAGAUGGCACUAUUGGUACCUGUACUCUCAGACUUGGAAAAGAUUGGAAGGCCGAAGAACAGAAGUGUGUUGUCUUUGAGUAUAUGAAGUUCGGGGACAUGGUCAACAUCAUGCAAACUGUCGCUACGAGAAACGUUCAGAUCCCAGCCCAAGUUCUCUGGGGAAUUUGGGAAUGCCUUGUACUUGCUCUCGCAACCAUUGCUUAUACCCCGUCCGACAGCUCUGGCAACUCUAGUUUUGAAACGUGGUGGAAAGACGUAGUAUCUGAUAGGGACGAGGCACUGGCCUUCCUCGACCAUGUCGAAAGGGAGUGGAAAAUCGAGCACGAUGUUCAUCUCGAUCUAGAAGUUCUCAAUGUUCUUGCGGGUCAUGAUCCAGCUACGCAUCCUAACCAGCCUGUUUUCAAGCUCCAUGACCUCGGUGCCUGGAGCUACAAAAUGAACGAGUGUUGGGAGAGUCACAACGAAGACGAGUUUUGGUCCAUGAGAGACCCUGUUAAGCCUCAUGCCGCGACACCAGAGCAAUUCAGUAGAGAUUGGGAUAGUAUUCGUGUCAGCUUGCCAGAGCCUACCUUGAGACAAUUCUUUGGAGGUGAAGACUUGGAAAGGGAUGGGGGGAUGGAGGUAGCCGGCCGUUUUGGGAUGUGGACCAACAUAUUUCUUAUUGCCAAAGUUAUGGAGUCCAUCAUUACGAGAGAAUUCAGCAGGUUUCCUUACAAAGCUGUUGACCAUGAUGAAACAAACAAGCCGACACAUGGAGGGAGACUCCAGACCCCACAGUUCCAGCACAUCGACAUGGAAUUGCGGCAGAUCGUGACGAGGUGUCUGCACGAGAAGCCUAAAGAUAGGCCCCUUAUUACCCAGCUUCUGAGGAAUAUUUUGGGCCGAAAGGAGCAGGGCUUCAAUAAUGAAGGCCCAGAGUCUGUUCAUCAAUGGUGGAAAACCCUCUUCGAGCCUCAAGCGCCAAAGCCCAUCCCUGCACAAGCACCACCUCCUGCGAAUCCUGUCAAGCAGGUCGUGGUAGCCUCUGCUGCGAAAGGAGGCUUAGCAAUCGCGUCUCACAUGGUGCAAGCAGUUGGAAACCAAGGCGCGCCGAAUCAACCCCAAGCUCCUCGUAAUACUCCUCCUCACUUACGAAGGACCCAACGUGAUAUGAAGGAGCCUCCUGCCCAGCCUCCAGUUCAGCCUCAAGUCCCUCCUCAGGUUCAGCCUCAAGCUCCUCGUGUUACUCCUCCUCACUUACGAAAGCCUCCAUAUGACCAACGAAGAGCCCAACCUGAUGUAUAUGAGCCUCCUGCCCAGCCUCCAGUUCAGCCUCAAGCUCCUCGUGUUACUCCUCCUCACUUACGAAAGCCUCCUUACGACCAACGAAGGGUUCAGCCUGAUAUAACGGAGCCUCCAGCACAGCCUCCAGUUCAGCUUCAAGCCCAGCGGCCUCAAGCCCAGCCCCAAGGCCAGCGUCAAGGCCAACGUCAAGGCCAACGUCAAGGUCAACGUCAAGGUCAACGUCAGGGCCAGUAUAAUGGUCAACGCCAAGGCCAGCGUCAAGCCCAGCGUCAGGGCCAGUAUAAUGGUCAACGUCAAGGCCAGCAUCGAGUUCAGCCCCGAGCCCAACAGCCCCCAGCCCGGCCUCAAGUUCAGCCUCAAUUCCAACAUCAAGCUCACUGGCCUGGACCCAGGCCUCAAGUUCAACCCCAAGCCCGGCCUCAAGUCCAGCCUCAAAUCCAACGUCAAGCUCACUGGCCUGGACCCCCGGCCCAAGUUCAACCCCAAGCUCAGCAGCCUCAAGUUCUGCCGGGAGCUCAGCCUUAUGUUCCUCCUCACCUACGAAGGGGACAACAUAAUGUAACUCCUUCUGCACUAGGUAAGAAUUUGGGGAACAUACAUCUCAAGCGCGCAACCCAAAUAUCUACUACAAAGGUUACACCUGACAUUUCUCUGAAGUCUGUCAAGUCAAGCAAGGUCAGCAAGAAACCUCCAAAAGCUAAGAGGGCAGGGCGUAAAGUGCUGCUUCGGAAGCAUGAUGCUCUUGCGGAGUAUGUUGAGAAAGUGUUGCCGGAUAUGCCUGUGGCUUUUCGCAACCUUUUGACUCGUUCGCAACAUCUCGAAUCGCAACUCGAGAAAGAUGGUUUUCCCGUGUAUUGUUUCGCGAACUAA